AUGCCCUGCUCCUUCGCUCUGAAUAUCUUCCCCGAAGGCUUCUCCAUCGACGUUCCCACGCAGGACGGCCGCCCUCCGCCGCGCCUACCGGAAGCGCUGGUGGCGAAGCUGUACCCGUACGACCGCUCCACCGAGUCGUUCCUGCAGGUGAGUCCACGCCCGGCCAAUGCGAUUGACACCGGGCAUCUGCCCGGGGACCUGCUGCACGACAUCCCCUGCAUCUACCGCAACGGAUGUGUUGCCUGCGAGGUGCGCGACUACCGCGAGCUGGCGGAGGGGCGGGGUGGCAGCAUAGCGCGGAUCCCCCCGGGGUCCUCGCCAGCAGCAGCAAUGGAGGCAGCGGGGCGGCGGGCGGGCGAGGGCCCGGUGAGGACGUGGCGUGUGGUGCUGCGACCCACGUCUGAGAGCAUUGCGAAGGACGUGGCCGCCAUGGCUGACGCCUCCUGGUCGUAUCAGGACAUGCUGGUGGGUUGGGAGUGGUGGAAAGGCGUGCUGGAGGUGAAGGCACGCAUGUUAAGGGCAGUGCAGUCGCCGCUGUGUCUGGAUCCCAGCCCACGCGUGGCCCAGGUGGCGAGGCAGGAGUACAUUCACAGGGCCAAUGCAGAGGUGGAAGCACGCAUCCUGAGAGCAGUGCAGCCGCCGCUGUGUCUGGACCCCAGUCCGCGCGUGGCCGAGGUGGCGCGUCAGCAGCAUUUCCACAAGGCGAAGCUGAACGCCGUGCCGCCCGCGUCGCGGCACCGCGGGCUGCUCAAGUACCGGCGCCUCGCCCUCCCCCCCGCGUGGGACCCCCUGUCGCCCCUCCGCCGCGCCGUGGCUGGGGAUGCUGUCGCGCCUGAUGAUGGCGAGGCGGAGGAGGAGGAAGAAGAGCGAGGGGGUGGGAAGGGGUCCGCAAAACGAACCGCCGCCGCUGCUGCCGCCGCCACGUCCACAGCUCUGCCUGGCUCGCUCCCAUCCGCUGUGGCAGGCCCUGCUGACGCCUUUGGCCCCUUAUCAGACGCAGCAGCAACUCCAGAGGUCGCCGCUGCUCGUGCUCCUGAGCUUGCAGCUGGUGCUGGUGGCGCUGCUGCCGCUGCUUCUGCUGCUGCUGCCAGUGCUGUAGCCGCCGCCGCCGCUGCUGUUGGUGGGGGUGGUGGGAAGGUGGAGAUGGGUGCAGAUGAGUUCCUGCUCAUGAGUGCAGGCCUGCUGGGUGGGGCAUUCGGGGGAGCGGCUGCACCAGCAGGGACGGCUGUAGCAGGGGCAGGUGCAGCAGCAGGCGGCACAGCAGGGGUGGGGAUGGCAGCAGAGGGGGGGCUGGGGGGUGAACUGGAGCAGGGGCAGGGUGGCGCUGGGGGCGAGGAAGGGGGGUUGGAUGAUGCAUUGGAUGGGCGUCUGGAUGGGGGGUUGGACGGGGGAUUGGAUGGGGGAUUGGAUGGGGGAUUGGAGGAGAGUCUUGAUGGAGGGUUGGAUGCUGGGUGGGAGGAUAAGAACGAGUCGCUGGAUGAGUUUGGUGGGGCGGAUACGGGGCUGUCCCAUGCGAUGCCUGUGCCUGUGCUGCGGAAGCAGCGUAUGUCCCUGUUCCAGCAGCAGCAGGUGGAGCUGCAGCGUCGCAGACAGCAGCAGCUGCUGCAGCAGAAGCAGCACGAGGAGGAGCAGCAGCAACAGCAGCUAUUGCUGCAGCAGAAGCAGCAGCAGGAGCUGCAGCUAGAGCAGCAGAAGCAGCAGCAGCUAGAGCAGCAGAAGCAGCAGCAGCUAGAGCAGCAGAAACAGGAGCAAUUGCAGCAGCAGCAGCUGAAACAGCAGCAGGAACAGGAGCAGCAGCAGCAACAGCAGCUACAACAACAACAGCAGCAACAGUGGCAACAACAACAACAGAUGCAGCAACGACAGCAGCAGCAGCAGCAGCAGCAGCAGCAGCAGCAGCAGCAGCAGCAGCAGCAGCAGCAGCAGCAGCAGCAGCAGCAGCAGCAGCAGCAGCAGCAGCAGCAGCAGCAGCAGCAGCAGCAGCAGCAGCAGCAGCAGCAGCAGCAGCAGCAGCAGCAGCAGCAGCAGCAGCAGCAGCAGCAGCAGCAGCAGCAGCAGCAGCAGCAGCAGCAGCAGCAGUUGCAGCAACAGUUGCAGCAGCAGCAGCAGCAAAGGCAAGGCCAGGCCCCUUACCCUGGCCAAUUACCUACAGCAGGGGCAGCAGCAGCAGCAGCAGAGGAGAGGGCGAGUGUGAAGCACGAGCCUACCUUGGAGCGAAGCCCGUCCAAUGCCUCUAUGCCCUCCUCCUCCUUCCCACCCGCGCCCGCUCCCACCUCUCCUGCUCUCCCUGUAUCCUCCCGCACCCAGCCGUCUGACUUUGCCUCCCAGCUGCCUGGUGCUGCUCCCCACGUGCCCGGCAUGACAGAGCAGCAGCAGCAACAGCUCCAGCAGCAGCAGCAGCAGCAGCAGCAACCAAAACAGCAGCAGUCGUUGCAGCAGCAGCAGCAGCAGCAGCAGCAGCAGCAGCAGCAGCAGCAGCAGCAGCAGGCAGGUGGUUCAGGCCCGCCGUCGGUUCCUGCAGGGUCAGCUCAGCGGCAGCAACAGCAACAACUGCAGCAGCAGCAACAGCAGCAACAGCAGCAGCAGCAGCAGCAGCAGCAGCAGCAGCAGCAGCAGCAGCAGCAGCAGCAGCAGCAGCAGCAGCAGCAGCAGCAGCAGCAGCAGCAGCAGCAGCAGCAGCAGCAGCAGCAGCAGCAGCAGCAGCAGCAGCAGCAGCAGCAGCAGCAGCAGCAGCAGCAGCAGCAGCAGCAGCAGCAGCAGCAGCAGCAGCAGCAGCAGCAGCAGCAGCAGCAGCAGCAGCAGCAGCAGCAACAGCAGCAACAGCAACAGCAGCAGCAGCAGCAGCAGCAACAGCAACAGCAACAGCACAUGCAGUCCAAGGCAGGUCAACUCCCAUCGCAACCACCCAUGCCUGGAUACACUCCCCCACACCUGCCCCCUCCCCUGCCUGCCGCCGCUGCCUCUCCAUCUGUGACAGCAGGCCCACUAGUGCCCCAACUGGCCAAGCCCGGCAUUGCUCAGCAGUCGCACCUGCCGCCGCCCACACAUGGCCAGCAGCAGACACACCCCGCGCAACCAGGUGCUCCUGACGGCGCCACUCCUGCUGCCGCUGCUGCUCGCCCGCCCAUGCCUCCUGAAGCACCAUCGCCUGCUGCUGCUGCUGCUGCUGCUGCUGCUGGUAUGGCCUCACCUGGGGUUGUAAUGGCGCCACCCGAAGCCAAACCUCAGGUACGACCCAGCCUGCCUAUUCAGCAGCAGCUGGCAGCAGCAGGCAUGGUGGCUACUUCUCAGGUGGCGAAUGGGGAGCAGGUGCGCAAGGCAGUGGUUGCAGCCCCACCAUCCGGCCCCCCGGGUGGCAUAGUGGUGGAGGGCCUGUAUCCGCCAGCGCCAUCGUCCCCGGAAGCCCUCCCCCGGCCCAAGCGCAGCAACCCCGACCCGGCGUUGGUGCGGCAGGCGCUGGCGGGCGGGGGGGAGGAGGCAGCGGAGCCCAAGGGCAAGCGCAGCCUGCGCUUCUCACUGCUCACCGCGGGCGUCAACGUCAACGCGCCCAAGAUGCGUGGGCUUACCUUUGUUCGCCUCGACUCCAACCCACAAGGUCUUUUCCUCCUUUCCCCUCUCUUUUUCCUUUCUGCCCUCACGCUCCCCUCUGCCCUCCGCACUACCCUCUCUGCUCCCCCACCAGGCGUGCGGCGCAUGCAGCAGCGGCUGGUGAUGAGGGGGCGGCAGAAGGACGAGUGUGUGGAGGCCAUCAUACAGGAGGGCGCCGAUGGGGAUGCUGACGCUGCGGGCGCGGCAGGAGGGGCGGGCGGAUCGAGCAUCUCACUGCGCCGCGACCAGCAGCUGCCUCUCAUGCCCAACACCGUGCAGCGCGAGGGGUGGCACAUGAUGGAGGACCAGGUCAUACCGCUGCCCAAGCACAUGCACCCCGCCACGCAGAUCAGCACCAACUCCGCCGCCGCCCGCGACCGCGCCGCUGCUGCCGCCGCCGCUGCCGCUUCUGCCGGCGCUGCCGCGGGUGGGAAUAGUGGUGGUGGGAUGGCAGGGGGCGGGAUGGGAGGUGCAGCAGGAGCAGGGGGAGGAGGGGGUAUGGCAGGCGGGCGGGGGGUGGGUGUGGUGGGCCAAGGAGGGGCAGGGGGAGCGGGAGCAGCAGGGGCACGGCAGGGUGGGGCUGCUGGGGGCCCUGGGGGCGGAGGAGGCUUGCCGCCCAUGCCCCCUCCACCCGCCCCUGCUGCUGCACCUGCAGGCCUGGGAAGGGGACCAAACGGGGCAGCAGCAGCUGCUGCUGGGAACACCAUGGGUCCCCCACAUGCCACCCCUCCUCCCCAUGCAGGCUAUGCUGCUUCCCAUGCCAUGCCGUCUCAUGCUGCCUCCCCACAUACGCCCUCCCCUCAUGGCCUUCCCGGCAGCAGGGUCACACCCCCCCAUACUGUCACGCCCCAUACUAUGAGCCCCUCUGUGGGAUCCCCUUCUGUGGCAGGCAUAGCCCAUCCUAGGUCCCAACCUCCUGUAGCCACGGGCUCUGCUUCCCAGCCUGUAGGCGCUGCAGGCCAGGCAUAUCCCCCGCGCCCACCUCAGCUUCCCCGAGCCUCGCCGACAGGCACGGUAGGAAUGGGGCACAUGGCAGGAAGGAUGGGUGCAGGCGGUAUGGGGAUGGGGCCUAGGGGAGCGAUGAGUGGGCAAGGGGGCAUGGGCGCUGGAGUGGCGGCUGCAGGCAUGGGCACAGGUAUGGGCGCCGUGAUGGGAGGAGUGGGUGGGGCUGUGGAUGCAGGGGCAGGGCAGAGCAGAGGGUUCUACGGACAGUCGAUGCCACCCCAGCAGCACUCCCAUGUGCCACCGCAGCAGCAGCAGCAGCAGCAGCAACAACAGCAGCAGCAACAACAGCAAGGGCAGGGGGGGCCUGCUAUGAGAACAGCACAGAUGCCUUACACGCAGCCACAGCAGCAGCAGCAACAGCAGCAGCAGCAGCAAUUGCAACAGCAGCAACCGCAACAACAGCAACAGCAAGGGCAGCAGCAGCAGCAGCAGCAGCAGCAGCAGCAGCCCCAGCGGCAGCAGCUUCCCUCUGCACCACCAGCUGCCACCCCCAGCAGCACGGCCUCUCCAUCUGCUCCCCCUGCACCUGCUGCCACCACAAGCCCUGCACGCAUGGCCCCUGGUAGUGCUGCUGCCGUCGCCCCUGCGGGCGAAGGGAAGCUGGAGAGUGCGCCAAAGUUUGAUGGGAGCGACUAUUGGACUUGGAGCUUCCGAUUCGAACAAUGGGCAGAGGCGCACGAUCUAUGGGGGUACUUUGACGGCUCGGAGGAGCGACCUGCAACGGGUGACGCACGGCUGAAGUGGGAGAGGAAAAAUCAGAAGGCAUUCGCCCAAUUUUGCAAUGCCUUGGUGCCAGAUGAGCUGAUUCGCUUGGUACGGGAGUUCGGCGGCAAGACCGAAUUGGGCAGCGCACCUGUUGAUGGCGGAGCAAGAGCAGUCACCCGGGUUCCUGCAGACACAGCAGCGGCAUACACACGAGUGAAGGAGUUCUACCUUCAGCGUGGAUUGUGUAAUCGGAUGGCACUCUCUGAGGAGCUCUCCUCAUUGAAGAUGAAAGAGGGGGAGGGAGUGGCUGCAUACUGGGCGCGUGCCGAGGACUUGCGGUCCAAGUACUUGGCUGCAAGAGGGAAGGAGGAGGUUGGGGAGUGGAUGAUGAGGGUACUCAAAGGACUACCUCCUCACUUUGAGAUGCUGAAGGUGGUGCUGAACAACCAGUCAUCAUCACUCACUAAGGAUCAGCUGCUUACCUCCUUGAGGAGCGAGGAGAUGCGGAUUGGUGUCGCACCAAGGUCGGAUGGUGUAGCCACCUUUGGAGCGGGUACGAAAGUGGGCAGCAGCGGCAGGGGAAAUUGGGACAAGGGAGGAAAGCAUGGAGGCAGCGGUAGCAGCAGUGACACCAACUCGGGCAGAUGGGGUCAAGGGAAAGGCAAAGCGGGAGUGCUUGAUUUCCCCUGGGGGUUUAAGGGCAUGGCUCCUCGGGGGUUGUGUCAUGGCUGUUGGGAUGAGGGACAUGCAUGGCAGCGAUGUCCUCAUCGACCUAAGGGAGGCAUUCCGGCAUUCUUAAAGCGGGGGGGUCGUGGGUCCAACGGCAAGGCACAGGUGGCGGAAGAGGAGGAGCAGGAUGACAAGGCAGAGGCAGUGGUUGGAGAGGCAGUUGCAGCAGUGGGAGAGGAGCAGCCGCGAGAGGGGUGGUGGAUUGACAGUGGGGCCAGCCACAACUUUACUCCUUAUGCAUCAGACUUCAAAAGUAAGCUUCAGCCACCAGAGGUUCGGGGAGUUAGAUUGGGAGAUGGACGGGUGGUGAAAGCUGUUGGCAUGGGUGAGGUGCCAGUGGUUGGUGCUGGAGGUCAGCUGCUGAGGAUUCAAAAGGUCCACCUUGUGCCUGAGAUGCACACGCGUCUGCUGUCAGUCCCACACCUCACCUCUCGAGAUGUCAUUGUCACAUUCAAGGGCAAAAAAUGUGUCCUUAAACGGGGGGAGCGGGUGUUGGCGAUUGGAGAAAAGGAGAGGGGAAGGGACCAUGGAUUGAACAGGGUCAGCCACAGUGCUUUGCCUGCUUCCAUCACACCAAUGGAGGCGUGGUCCGGCCAGAAGCCGCAUGUAGGCAUGGCUCGGAUUUGGGGUUGCAUGGGGAGUGUCAUGCUGCAUGGGCAUGAGAAGGGUGGCAAGCUUGAUGCACGGGCUGUCAUGUGUGUCUGUGUUGGGGUGGACAUGGAGAGCAAGGGUUGGCGCAUGCUGGACCCUUCUCUCAUGCGCAUUCGCAUUGCUCGGGAUGUUGAUUUUCUUGAGAAUGUGAUGUGGAAGGAUUGGGACAAGGCAAAGGGAUAUGGGGAGCUUCUGCAGGAUGCAGCUGAGAUUUCCCAACUCCUCCCUCUUCCACUCUCGCCACCCUCAGCACCGGUUGACGACGCUGAGAUGCCACCUUCAUCACUGCCACCGGCACCGCUGAGUAUGUCGGUGCCGCAGCAGCCCACCCCUCUGCAGCAGCUCAGUGGCCCCUCGGUCAUUCAGCGGAGAUCCGCUACACAGGCUACUUCCUCUUCCUCCUCCUCUGGUCAGCGCUCUGUCCCUCUCUCUACGGGUGCCCCUACGUCACCAGCGACUACCUCCCCACCACCGGUUACGGGUUUGCAGGUGCUUGGUAUCCAGUCUGGUACAGGUGGUGAGGAGGAAGGGGGGGAUGCUGGUGUGGUUGAGGGCAUGCUGUGUUUGGCCAGGGAGGUGGAGGUUGUUGCACUAGCAGGUGUGAGCACCGGUGAUGUCCCACGCACACUCGCUGAGGCCCUGCGUGGCCCUGAGGGCCCUGCGUGGAAGGCACGCGCUGAGAAGGAGGUGAAUGCAAUGCGCACUAUGGGUAGGGUGUACCGCUAG
Messenger RNA from Closterium sp. Naga37s-1, 7404 nucleotides. Lineage: Eukaryota; Viridiplantae; Streptophyta; Zygnematophyceae; Desmidiales; Closteriaceae. The record is from the annotation of a GenBank genome assembly.